UAGUGUGGGUACGAAUUGACUUGAUACCUACCAUGUUUGGAUGAAACUACUUUUACACUACCCUUGACACACGUCAACUUCCGGUCAACAUGGCAAGUCAACAACAACGAGACGCUUGUUUGAUAUGUUUGUUUGAUGUAGACGGAACAUUGACUGCUCCACGACAGGCAGCUACACAAGAAAUGUUAGAAUUCUUAAAAAGACUAAAACAAAAGUGUUAUGUAGGCCUGGUGGGAGGUUCUGAUUUAUCUAAGAUAGCUGAACAAAUAGGAAGUAACGUUGCAAAGGAAUAUGAUUUUUUGUUUGCUGAGAAUGGAUUAGUUGCUUUUCAAGAUGGCAAACAAGUAGGACAGGAGAACCUUCUUCACAACAAAGGAGAGGAGUGUCUACAAAAAGUGAUCAAUUUUGCUCUGAAAUACAUGUCUGAAUUAGAGUUACCUGCCAAAAGAGGAACCUUUGUUGAGUUUAGAAGCAGUAUGUUAAAUCUUUGUCCAGUCGGCAGAAGCUGUUCGCAGAAGGAAAGAGAUGAAUUUUCUGAAUUUGACAAGAAAAAUAACAUAAGGAAGAAGUUUGUAGAGGCAUUGUACCAGAACUUUCCUGAUGCUGGCCUGAAGUUUGCGAUUGGUGGUCAGAUCAGUAUUGAUGUGUUUCCAGUUGGCUGGGACAAAACAUUCUGCUUACAGUUUUUGGAGAAGGCUGGCUUCAAGACAAUCCAUUUCUUUGGAGACAAAACAAAUCCAGGUGGAAAUGACCAUGAGAUUUACGAAGACUCCAGGACAAUUGGACAUUCUGUGACCAGUCCCCAGGACACGAUUAAACAAGUUUUAGAGGUCAUCCCAGGUUUAUAAUGAUGGCUGCAUUUAGACAAUUUUAAAAUUUAUAAUAGAAGAUGUCUGAAAUCCUUUAUCCUCUCUAACCAAGAACUCUUUGGAGGUCGAUGAAAUAACAAGACUUGUGCAAUAUUUGUACAGUUUUAAUCUAGCAGCUGUUUGAACUGGUAAUGCAGAACAUAGGAGGGUUUUAUAUUUAAAUGUGGUUUUAUGGUGUUAUCAAAUUUUCUGUUCAUUCCAACAAGAUGUAUAGUGUAAAUUCUAGCAUUUACAUCCUAUCCUGAUAUUAGCGUAUACUGUAAAUCACUUUUUAUUCAUGAGGAGCUUUUUUUUUGCAUAAUUACACAUGCAAAAUUUUAUUCUUGCAUGUAUAUUGUUUAGUAUUAUAUACAAUAAUGACCAGAAUUCGUGAAAAUUUUGUCUCGCUAUAUAAAUACAUGUACCAGAUUGCUAUAUCGCGAAGAUAAGAUGUCACAAAAAUUUUGUGAUCUACAGUAUUUUAAAAAUUAACACAUACUUUCAUAUUCAACUGUUAUUACAUUACAUGUUAGCUUUUCAUUUAUACAGGGUUCAACAUUGAAUCUCGUAUGCAUCAAAUUUCUAUGGGUUUAUAUAUUUACAUAUUUUAUAUAUUUUUUUUUUCC
Messenger RNA from Saccostrea echinata, 1474 nucleotides. Its product is annotated as phosphomannomutase 2-like. Lineage: Eukaryota; Metazoa; Mollusca; Bivalvia; Ostreida; Ostreidae. Gene Ontology annotation, biological process: protein N-linked glycosylation; mannose metabolic process; GDP-mannose biosynthetic process. The coding region runs from base 90 to 848 and encodes 252 amino acids. Gene Ontology annotation, cellular component: cytosol. The transcript is spliced from 7 exons. Gene Ontology annotation, molecular function: phosphomannomutase activity. The record is from RefSeq and is a predicted model, not a curated record.